Molecule: messenger RNA, 1284 nt
Organism: Balaenoptera ricei (Rice's whale)
Lineage: Eukaryota; Metazoa; Chordata; Mammalia; Artiodactyla; Balaenopteridae
Gene: STPG3
Product: sperm-tail PG-rich repeat containing 3
Source: RefSeq, a predicted model, not a curated record
ACCCUGACAAUGAAUUUUGACCAGAAGGCGGUGAAAUUCCUGGCAAAUUUUCACAUCAUUGGAGGCGAACACUGGACCCAUGGCCCCCUGAAGCAGAAGCCACUUGUGACUUCCCAGUAACUUCCCAGGGCUCUGGGCGGGCUGGGGGGCGGGCAGCUGGCGUAGGGUGGCUAUCGGCUGGGGGCAUGCUGGCCUCCAGGGGUGCAAGAGCUCCAGGCGGGCCUCAGGAUGCAAACAGGCCUCCAGGAAGCCCCGCCCACCUGCGCCCACAACCUGAGGGAGCCGUGGCUGGAGCGACGCCCCCCCGUCGUGACCAAUCUGGGCGUCCCCGGCCCCACCAGGUACCAGACGCCAGCUGCUUCGGCGCAAGAGUCCUCCCCACAGCCCCACUUCACCAUCGGCUGCCCCCAUGACGCUGCCCCCACCGCAGAGGGUGGCGGCUGCCGGGCGUGGCAGACCAUGUGGUUCCCGAGCGAAAGCCCCUUCACCCAGAACGCCGACUUCAACCGAGAGCAGUGGCCCUCGCCCGCCGCAUACCAGCCGCCCAGCCUGGCCGCCUGCCCGGCCUUCAGCUUCGGGGCGCCUUGCUCCAGGCCCCCCGAGGCCUGAGCCCACUUGGGGAUGCUGCAGGCCCGGGGUUCAGGGCCCCGGGCCCAGCCCCUCCUGCAGGCCCCUCUGCCGACGGGGGACGAGACCGGCCCUGGCUCCAUUGCCUACGACAUCCUCCCCGGGUGCCGCCUGCCGGGCCCCUGCCUGCCCGCUCUCUCCAUGAGCCGCUGGCCCCUGCUGGCCUCCUGGGUGGGCUCCUCCUGCACCCCGGGCCCGGCCGCCUAUGACGUGGAGGACUGCUACAACUCGCGCUUCCCCUCGGCAACGGGGGUGGUUAUCCAAGGCGUGCGGAGACCCAAGUGCCACGACACUGGCCCCUUCUGCGCGCUCUCGAGCCCAGAUGGGAGGGGGCCCUGUGGGCAGUGUGGGACACCCCCACCUAGUCAUGCCAUCCAGGAGAGGGUCCGGCUGCCAGUCUACCCAAGGCUCAGGCUGCUUGCCGAGCCGAGGAACCGGCCGUUGCAGUGGAGGCGGGGGGCAGUCUUGAGCAGCAGCCUGGCCACUGGACUCCUCAUCGCCAUGGACCCGCCUUCCUACCCAGGGGUCGGCCCCAAGACUGCCUCCCUGCAGGGGCUUCACCUGCAGCUUGUGGUGGCUCCUGUGCACCGCAAGAGCUUCUCCCAUGGUGUUAGCGUCAUCCCUUUCCGCAGGGAAGCCAAGUACAAGGGAGUCUGA